Messenger RNA from Larimichthys crocea (large yellow croaker), 3124 nucleotides. It is a transcript of the gene dnajc5aa, whose product is annotated as DnaJ (Hsp40) homolog, subfamily C, member 5aa. Gene Ontology annotation, cellular component: intracellular membrane-bounded organelle; membrane; presynapse. The coding region runs from base 198 to 800 and encodes 200 amino acids. The transcript has 5 exons. Lineage: Eukaryota; Metazoa; Chordata; Actinopteri; Sciaenidae. Gene Ontology annotation, biological process: regulation of synaptic vesicle cycle. The record is from RefSeq and is a predicted model, not a curated record.
GGAAGGGGGGUGGAGGUGGGAGGAGCCAGCGUACUGCUGCAGCUGUCCAUGGUUGCGUAGUGGGAACCAGAGAGGGUCCGGGUACGUGCGAGAUGCAGCCAUAGUCACGCUCCACUGUCUUAACAUUAUAACCUGCCGGGGAUCGUUAGUUCUGCAGCGCAUCAGAGCCGACUGAAAGUUUGUGGACGUGAGACAUCAUGGCUGAACAGCAGAGGCAGCGCUCUCUGUCCACCGCCGGUGAGUCUCUCUACCAUGUGUUGGGAGUCGAGAAAGUGGCCACGACGGAUGAUAUUAAGAGAUCUUACAGGAAACUGGCGUUGAAGUUCCACCCUGACAAGAAUCCUGACAAUCCAGAGGCAGCUGAUAAGUUCAAGGAGAUCAACAACGCUCAUGCAAUCCUGAACGACCCCACAAAGCGUAAUAUUUACGACAAAUAUGGCUCCCUGGGUCUAUAUGUGGCUGAGCAGUUUGGAGAGGAGAACGUCAACACUUACUUUGUCCUUUCAAGCUGGUGGGCGAAGGCUCUGUUUGUAUUCUGCGGCCUGGCCACCGGCUGCUACUUCUGUUGCUGCCUGUGCUGCUGCUGUAACUGCUGCUGUGGAAAAUGUAAACCACGGCCUCGAGAGGGCCAGGACCAGGAAUUUUAUGUGUCCCCCGAGGACCUGGAGGCUCAGCUGCAGUCUGACGAAAGAGUAGAGGCUGGAGGUGACCCUAUAAUGCUGCAACCAUCAGCCACAGAGACGACCCAGUUAACAGCGGAUGGGCACCACUCCUACCACACUGACACCGGCUUCAACUAACCGUCUGUACCCUCCGUCAAAUCCUGGCCUGCGGCCCUGCCUGCUUCCCUGCUCCACCUCAGCGAGAUGAAAGAAAAAGGGGCAAUCCAUCUUUCCUCUUCAGAACGAGAGCCAUGCAGGAGGAGAGGGACUAGUAAGCAUGGCCCAUGAAAGGAACUAUUGAAGUCACAUCCCCUUACACACCCUUCCCUGAUUGGUCCACAACUUAUUUAACCCCCCCUUGUCCCUCCAAGUACGAGAAGAAAAGAGAAACAACUCGAUUGUUUCAUUUUUAUUUCUUCUUUUGUAUUUCUUGGCCUUUAACCACACACAGAUCGCCUAACCCACUGUCCCUCUCCUACAUUUUGCAUCAUGGUGUAGCAUGCACAGUUUAUAAAACAUGGUCUCCAGGUUUUAUUUCAUGUUUAGCGACAUUUUUACUUUGCAAGACUCAUAAUGUAGUACGUGCAAUAUGUUCAAACGAAUACAGUUCAUAAUGGAGGAGGAGGAGGAGGAGGAGGCGGCGGCGUUUACGUGAUAUUUUAUGCUAAAGGAGAGGAGAGCCAUGGCUCAGGGAGGUGCUGGUUAGAGUUUGCAGAGGUAGUCGGUGCCAUCGUUAAACCUUCACUUACAGAGUUGUCAUGUAUUAGUGCAAUUUUUCCACUUCCUCUUUGUAACCAGUACUGUUUCAUUGUCAGACCUCCAGUCCAACGUCUCUGGCACUGCUUGUCUAGCUCCCCUUUUCACUUUGAUCAUGAGGUUGUUAAGGCGCACAGCUUUAUUUGCAGACAUCGCUUCAUGAAUGCCUGCUGACAUAACAUUCCCACGUUAGUUAUUAAUUAGUAUCGGCUUGUCCUUUCCUCUCUGCCUCAGCUUUAUUUCAGCUCAUUCUUGCAGGAUAGAGACGUCUCUCCUGUCUCUCCCUGCAGCACUGAACAGGUCGUCAAGGUAACUUUUAUGUCGAUUCAUGAUUUCUCUUAUUAUGCAUCUGUGUUGAUCCGUUCUCCUCAGCCAAACUUAACAGGAAAUUAUGUUUUUUUCAUAGUUUUUUCUACCUGAUUUGUCACAGAUCCAUAAAUUAGAAGCAUUAAAAUCAUCUAGUUUACAUGUUUUAUUCGUCUAAAGUUUGGCAAAGUAUCUAGACUCUUGGAAAAUGAUGAUGGAUUUCUGCAGUUUAGUUUUUGUGUGUUUGUUCACAUCAUUGACACUGAAAUAUAUUUAUUUCAUCUAAUUACUGCAGAUAUUUUGGAUUACUUAUUGAUCUAUAUGAAGCCAAGGAGCUCCAGCAGGUAAUCUAGCCGGCUCUGAUCAGAGCUGUUCAUAGGUAGAAAUUACAGCAGCUCUGGUUCAGAGGGUGACAUGUUUUUAAACUCUGAGCUGUCUUGAAUAUGUUCGAUAGUUAGUGUCAUGUGGAAAAAAAAGAAAACAUGUUUCACUCUCUUCAUAGCUGGGAAAUAAAGCUGACUACAGAGCAGCCACAUGGGGAUAUUUUAAGUAGUGUGAAAUCUUGAUUUUCAUCAUGUUUUUAGUCCUUGUGUUUUGAAGUCUGAUGACAUUUCGUCCGAUGCUGUGAUCGUUUAUCAUUGUCAACCUUUUUGAAUCCAUGUAGAGUAAGAAGCUCGUACGGCAUAUCAUCCGUGAGCCAGUGCUACAGGCAGCUCCGAGUGAAAACAAGAUUUUUUCAUACUACUGAAUUUGCCACACAUUUAUUGCCAUAAAUUGCCAUGAACAUCUUUGCCACUUCGUCAGUUUCAUAACUGCUAAAAUAAUGUGUUUUAAAUGGUUUACAAAUUGGUGAGCUCCUGUCGCCCACCCUCUGCUAUUAACGGUAUGGAUGUUGACCUCUGUGGCCCUUGUAUGAUGUUUCCUGUAACCUUUGAUGAAACAUAGAUGUUCCUGUCAUGGCUUUUUCAUUGAGAUACUGAAAAAUGCUACUGUAAAUGUUCUAAGUUGAAUGCACUGUGUGUUUAAAGAAAAGAAAAAAACUAUAAUGGAUCAAUGAUCAGGAAAUUACUCCAUAAAAAGACAACAUAGUAUACAGUAUAGUGUAACUAUAGUGAAAUGGUUAUAUGAUGCAUUUUCUGAAUUUUAUUUAUUUCAUACUUGUUUCAAAUGAUGAUUGGCUAUAAUUUUAACUGGUAUGGUGUUGUAAUAAUGUAACCAUUACAUUUUUAGCAAGGAAUGGUUUAAUGGUUAAGGUUGCUUGUACAUACACUUGGCCCAUAUAAAGUAUAAACCUUAACGUUUAUGUUGUAGCAUGGUAAUUGUGUGUCUGGAAGAAAACAAGUGGAUCAUUGAUCUGAUUUGCUGUUGUUGAAUAAAUGUUCCUGAACAUUGUGUCCUCA